Molecule: messenger RNA, 1109 nt
Organism: Cucumis melo (muskmelon)
Lineage: Eukaryota; Viridiplantae; Streptophyta; Magnoliopsida; Cucurbitales; Cucurbitaceae
Product: short-chain dehydrogenase reductase 3b-like
Exons: 3
Coding region: 124-912 (262 amino acids)
Source: RefSeq, a predicted model, not a curated record
AUCAGUUCAAAUAUAUUCCUCUUUAAAGAGCCUAUAUAAGCUUUUUGAAAAUUUGAACAUAUAUGUAAGCUAAAAAGGUAAAAACUCAUAGCAGCUUCAAGCUUGAAUAACAUCUCAACAAUAAUGUCUAACCCAACAAGGAGGCUGCAUGGGAAGGUGGCUCUCAUAACAGGAGCUGCCAGCGGCAUCGGCGAGGAGAUUGCAAGGUUGUUUGCAGCCAAUGGUGCUUUUGUUGUCGUUGCUGACAUCAACGACAAACUAGGGCAGCAGGUGGUUGCAUCCAUCGGUAUUGACCAAGCGAGCUUUUGUCAUUGUGAUGUGAGAGAUGAGAAGCAAGUUGAAGAAAUGGUGAGCUACACCGUCGAAAAACAUGGCCGCCUCGACAUUCUUGUCAGUAAUGCUGGCAUCUCGGGCUCUUCCUCUACAAUUCUAGAUCUCGACAUGUCCAACUUCGACAACGUAAUGUCAACCAACGUCCGAGGAGUGGUUGCGACGAUUAAGCACGCUGGACGAGCAAUGGUGAAGCAAAAUAUACGAGGGUCGAUCAUUUGUAUAGCGAGCACGGCAGCGCAAAUUGCUGUGAAUUUAUCGUAUAUGUCAUACACAAGCUCAAAGCACGCGGUGUUGGGGGUGGUGAGGACGAGUUGUGGGGAGCUUGGGGCUUAUGGGAUUAGGGUGAACUGCGUGUCGCCGCACGGGGUGGCAACGACGAUGACCAUGAAGGGUUUGAACUUGGAAGCGACUGAGUUUGAAGAGGUUGUUUGUUCGAAGGCAAGCUUGAAGGGUGUGACAUUGAAGUCUAGCCAUAUAGCUGAGGCUGCUUUGUUUCUUGCAUCUGAUGAAUCGGUUUAUAUAAGUGGUCAAGACUUGGUCGUUGAUGGUGGCUACACGGUGGUUAAACCAUUGUUUUGAAUUUGAUGUCUCUCUUUUAAUUCUAUGGUUUCAAUUCAUAAAUAAUGCGUACUUUGAAAACAUUUCUAAUUAGCUUUGAGAUUAGCAUGUUUAAAUAUUGAAAUUAAUCAUUUGUUUCAUAAAGAUCAUUAUGAAAGUAUAAUCCAAUUUGUUCCAUGAUGAUCAUAAAAAAUAAAAUAGGGUUUAAUUCUGUCUUC